This is a messenger RNA of Phodopus roborovskii (desert hamster), 549 nucleotides long. RefSeq names its product oocyte-expressed protein homolog. Gene Ontology annotation, molecular function: RNA binding. The record is from RefSeq and is a predicted model, not a curated record. Gene Ontology annotation, biological process: embryonic pattern specification; establishment or maintenance of apical/basal cell polarity. NCBI's taxonomy places the organism in Eukaryota, Metazoa, Chordata, Mammalia, Rodentia, Cricetidae. Bases 1 to 549 code for a protein of 182 amino acids. The transcript has 3 exons. Gene Ontology annotation, cellular component: apical cortex; protein-containing complex.
AUGCAGCUGGAACUCCAGGCACCCAGCAUCCUGAGCUUGCAGUCUUUGAGUUCCAGUAUGGAACCCCAUACUACUGAAGAUCACACCAAGCGGAAAAGUCCAACGCGGGACCGUCCUUCACAGAAGCUGCUCAGCGUCCCCCCUAUGUCCCCACGGAUUCGCGUGCGGCCAUGGUGGUUCCCAGUGCAGGAACUCAGUGAUCCUCUCGUGCUGUACAUGGAGGCCUGGCUGGCAGAAAUAAUCUUUGGUGAGUCCAAACAAGCUUUAAUCUCAGAGAUAGAGUGGAUAAGCCAGGCUUUGGUGAGAGUGGACACAGUCGACUCUGGGAACCUAGCUGAAAUCACCAUAUGUGGACGACCCUUCGUAAAGAAUCGAUUGAAAAACAUUCUCUUAAACCUGGCAGUUUGGCACAAAGAACACAAUGUCCAAAGAGCUACGAAGUUGAAACAACUUGAGGAAUUCUUGAAGACCCUUCCCUCCGACUCAAACAACAACCUGCCUGAGCAGGUGCUGGAGGCACUUGCUGAGUGUCAGGCAGCCGGGCUUUAG